Messenger RNA from Vitis riparia (riverbank grape), 987 nucleotides. RefSeq names its product pathogen-related protein-like. The record is from RefSeq and is a predicted model, not a curated record. The coding region runs from base 55 to 771 and encodes 238 amino acids. Lineage: Eukaryota; Viridiplantae; Streptophyta; Magnoliopsida; Vitales; Vitaceae. The transcript has 4 exons.
CAUCCCAAUUGAUGUCAAAGCAGAGCUAAUCUUCUCUUGUGUUUUGGAGUGAAAAUGGCAUCUUCGGUUGUUGAGGGUGAUAAGUACCGUUCCUACUUGAGUGGGGACGAUGAGAAGAAUACUGAAUGGAGAUAUGGUGCUCCUCCUAACUAUGAUGUUGUGAACAAACUCUUUGAAGAGGGCAGAACUAAGAUAUGGCCUGCUGGGUCACUGGAAGAAAAAGUGCAGAAUCUUGUGAAGACAUGGGAAAUGGAGAUUUUCCAUAAGACCAACCCGAAUGAAUACAAAUCACUUGAUCCCAAGAAGUAUACUUUCAGCCUUAAUGGAAGGAAACCGAUAAAUUUUGGGCAACUCCGCCAACUUGGAGGGGGCUAUAAUCCAUUGAUGCUGACCUCCUUGCCUGAGAAGCUCCGGGUCUAUAACCCAGCCGAUGAAACCGCACAGACAUCUCACCUGGCCUUCACCACCGCCUUCCCCCGAGGUUUUGCACUGGAGAUUCUCCAUGUUUAUACAGGGCCACCAGUGAUUGUGUACAAAUUUAGGCACUGGGGCUUCGUGGAGGGUCCUUUUAAAGGACAUGCACCCACCGGAGAAAUGGUAGAAUUCUUUGGGAUGGCAGUCUUUGAGUUAGAUGAACAUAUAAAAAUUGUGAAGGUGGAGUUCUUUUACGACCGUGGGGAACUGCUUGGAGGUCUUCUAAAGGGUACUGCCAUGGAUGGUCCUGCCAUUGAGGCAUCUUCAAGCUGCCCUGUCCUGAGGAGCACAAUGUAGAAUGAUGCCCUUCCUCCUACAUGUGUAUACUUUUGUGGCGCCGGGUUGAACGCAAGAGCAUGGUUUGAUAGUCAAUAAGCACUUAAACAAUCUCCAGUCCCACCCUCUAGCUUUGGGUUUUCAAGUUGGCUGGCUUGGAUCUAAUGUAUGUGUAUAUUUUCUGUUUCACAAAGAUAAAAAUAAGUAUAUUUCUUAAGAUUGUUAAGGUUGCUUGGA